This is a messenger RNA of Spodoptera frugiperda (fall armyworm), 848 nucleotides long. Its product is annotated as histidine-rich glycoprotein-like. NCBI's taxonomy places the organism in Eukaryota, Metazoa, Arthropoda, Insecta, Lepidoptera, Noctuidae. The record is from RefSeq and is a predicted model, not a curated record. The transcript has 4 exons. The coding region runs from base 42 to 746 and encodes 234 amino acids.
UCUGUUUUGUAGAACGUCUAGCAAGAGGAGCACCGUACAAGAUGCGUUUCAUACUUCUACUGGCGUUAGUAGCAGUGACACUAGCGGAGGAGGUUGCGAAGGAAUCAGAUCCGAGUCCAGAGCUUCGACCCGAAGAGUCCGCGCAACCCAUCCGAGUGCACGAAGAUGAACAUCAUGAUCAUUACCAUGACGGCUUGGACCUGAUCCGAAGCCGUGCCGAACGCUUGCACUUGCAUUUUGACGAUCAUCAUCAUCACAGCCCUGGACCAAAAGGUCCCGUGAAAGUCGACUACAAGGAAGAUGACAUCUCAAUUCCUGUGGUCUUACGUACCUCGCACGUACACCCAAUCCAUAGUACACCCAAUAUCGGACUUCAAAACAAGAUCAUCCAUGACGUGUACAGUCCAGACUACUACCAGCCUACCUGGAUUCUUGACUACAGAUACCUGAAGACGGGCGGCAGGGACUACACCCGAGGUCCCGGUGGUCAGAUCCUCAUUCUGCCUAAAGGUGUUAAAAGCAAGGAGCACAAGGAGUUCCCUGACUACGACCAUUUGAUCGAGCACCUGCGGCUGAGUCGCUUGUCAGAACACUCGAAGUAUGGCAAACAUGGUUACGGAUACGGUCAUCACGACGAGGGACACCACUACCCCUACCAUGAUGACCACCAUGAUCACAAGCACCACGGCCACGGUCACGGCCAUGGCCAUGGCCCCGCCCAUCAUCAUAACCCAUGGAAAUACUGAAAGACCCUGCUAGCAUCUUAGAACCAACCACCGUUUCACCUCAUUUGGCUCUUCGUAUUAUUUUGUUGAACUAUUUAUUUUAUUUUUUGUUUUGGUACUGUU